AUGAUUUUCGUCAGGGCGCCCAUUCCCACCUCAGUAGUAGAACCUGUUCACUGUGGAGAUGGAGUGGAGGCGCAAGCUGAUCGGCAACAUCUGAAAAAUUUUAAUAUUGUAGUAUAUAACCGGCUAGACGCUGGUGACCUACUGUCUCUAACAACACAGGAACUUGUGCUCAUUGCAGAGGACUUCAAUGCCCACCAUCCGACGUUCAAUUCGACUUCAAGAACGAACCAGGAUGGUAAACAAAGUACAUCGUCAUCGGUGCUGGGUGUGGUGAAGGAGGUGUUGGCCACAUUGGCAUAUUCCAAAUUCUCAGUCUUUUUCCUCACAGACGGCAGCACAUCUGCAUCCACCAUUUUCAAGUUGGAAGAGGAGCUGCCUAUUCCCGGAGGUGUUGGUGUUUUUGAGGUAGUGGUGGAGGGUCAAUAUAUUGACAAUAUAAACACGCAGCUUUCUCAUGUAAUCUGUGUAAUAAAACAGCUGCGGCAAAUGUCAUCACACACGACAAUUGUGCUCAUCAGCGACGACCCAGCCUUCCUCGCCGCCUUCGCCGAGUGGUCCCUCAAGAGCCGCCUCUUGGUGUGGUCGACGAGGCUCCUCGCCGUCACCCGCCUGCCCCUCCAGGAGCUCCACCACCUACAGAGAGCAUUUUCCAAGAUGAAUGCCGUGUUGGCCAUUAUCAACGAUGAUUCGACGAACCACCGGUUAUAA
This is a messenger RNA of Homarus americanus (American lobster), 708 nucleotides long. RefSeq lists its product as uncharacterized. Lineage: Eukaryota; Metazoa; Arthropoda; Malacostraca; Decapoda; Nephropidae. The record is from RefSeq and is a predicted model, not a curated record. The transcript is spliced from 5 exons. The coding region runs from base 1 to 708 and encodes 235 amino acids.